Messenger RNA from Emericellopsis atlantica, 1778 nucleotides. RefSeq lists its product as uncharacterized. The coding region runs from base 65 to 1369 and encodes 434 amino acids. The record is from RefSeq and is a predicted model, not a curated record. Lineage: Eukaryota; Fungi; Ascomycota; Sordariomycetes; Hypocreales; Bionectriaceae. Gene Ontology annotation, molecular function: proteasome binding. The transcript has 2 exons. Gene Ontology annotation, biological process: proteasome assembly.
CUUUCCCUCCAUCAAGCAACCGGUUCCUCAUCCUUGAGAGAAUACCCAAACCAACUUCAUCAACAUGGCGUCCGUAGGGGCGAUGUGGGGUCCGACGACCCUACGUCUCCUACGUGUCGCAGUGUCCAGAACCGCUGCCGCGGUUCGGACCGCCACGAGACCUCUCCAGGGUCAAGUCGAGCACGUUACUCUCCGCACAAGAAACCAACCGAUCCAUCCUGCCGCUCUGCUGAAACAGCAAAAGCGAGGCGCUCGAUGGUUCUCGUCAAACACCGCCAGGAACGUCAACCGCGUCGUCCGGCGAUACUUUACGUCCGAAGCCGGUGGCGUCCCACGACUCGAUCGAUCCAAGCUUCCGUCGUCAAAUACCUCUCGUCGAGUAGCGCAGUUCUCCGGGCGAGCUCCGUUUGCGAACACCCUUCGACCAAACCUCACAGGCGGGGCGUUGCCCCGUACGGCUGGCGGGUAUAGCUUGGGCGGAGGUGCGCGGUACUUUUCGCAUGGGCCAGCUGCACCGGCGCAGGUCGUUCAGAAUGUGUCCCAGGCGAUGCGGGCGAUCUUCGUCUCCGGCCAGAAGUUGCGGUACGAUGGCAUGAACGCGCGUGGCGAUCGCCAAUAUCGCAGCGUGUCCGACGCGGAGGACCGAGCCAUGCGCAAGUUUGCGGGCGUUCCAUUCCAGGCCGCCGGCGCCUACGUCGACUUCCAGACCACCCCCGAGGUCACCGCCCUCAGCCCCCUGGCCGCUGCCAUUGCCAACAAUGGCGGCUUCCAGGCAGAGGCUAUUGCUACCGAGACCACCUUGGAGACGGACGGCUUCCUCGACACACUCUCUGCCGAUUUCGGUCGCACGUUGAAGAACCUGACGGCCAUACACGCCGAUCUUGCAAGACUCAAAGCAUUCGGCGGCAUGCCUGUAACGCUGGAAGGCCAUGGCGUGAUCCGGGUGCGCUUUCCUGGUGUUGACGCCGAUACAGUCGAAGCAUUAUGCGCGGAAGCUGGCAUUCAACGCGGCGUUGUUGGGGAAGAUGCCAACUUUGGUCGCGUGCCAGAUGCUCCUAUCUCGCUCCAGUUUCCGUAUGCCCCGGGCGAAGACAGAACCGUCUCCUCGCCGGGAGGGUCUACACGCGCCCUGGACGAUUACGAAUUCGAAGAUAGUCUUUCAUCUCUCAGUGACGACUCGUUCAUUCGUCAAGCGUUCGUCGAGGAAGUGGAUGACAACCCUUGGCUCUCGGACUCGGAUUCAGACGGAUACAAAUCGAUGUCCCCGCCGUUGAGUUCAGGACAGCAUGUCUCGACGGACUUUGAGGGCUUGGAGGGCAUAUAUCGGUUCAUCGAGGAGUGCGAUCGAGGGCGGGACCAAUUUCGUUGACGAGAAGAAGAAGCAUUGUACGUUUUGAUACCACGGAUAGCGUCGUUCGAAGAUCUACACUCCCUCAGGCGCGGUGACAGACCGGCGUCUCCUUUCCUACUUUAUUGUGCAUGUUUCUCGUGUUGCGCUGCGUGUCCAGGGUUGUGCGCCUUGGGGGCGUUCGCUUUCGGGGUGAGCAGCUGUGUGUUGGUUGCGAGAUAUUGAAGACGCAUGCCGAACAGGAUCAAUGAUGCGCAGAGGCGAUCGCAUUGGUCUUGUUGGGUCAUGGCGACGAUUAUAACUGUGCACAGAAGAAGGGAAGCGGGACAUGACGGUACAAGCGUCGAGACCAAAUCGUGGGGCGGGCAAACCUCGGAAUGUUCAUUACUUGAGUCUGGGACGCUACUUUUCGUCCCAGUGCACGCGCUUC